GCACGUGCUCGGCGAUAGUCUUAUCGGGCAUUGAUGUAUCAAAUGUAGAUAAAAUUAAGAUAAGAUCUGGCUAGCGUUAUCUCCGACGUUUUUAUUUAAGCACGGCAAAAAAAAAUAUGACGGACAUUCGCCAUGUCCUGGAAACGAUCCGUAAUCGCGUUUCCGUGAGGAGAAAUUCUCGCGCGAAAAGGCGUAGGAAUUAUGAUACACGUGAAAAAAUAAUUAUCACGUGGGGACGUAUAGAAACGUCGGUGAUUUAUUCUGCAAUUGAUAUUUGCAGAAGACACUGUCCGACGAUCAAAGCCAAACUAAUUCUCUUUAUGAGCAGAUUCGACACACGUUGAGCGAACGAGUUCGAAAUUUACAAUGACUUCAAUGUGGGAAGAUUUUUACGCGAAGCAUUCACCCCCUCAGGAUCUGACGCAAAAUGAACAGGCGUUGAAGGAGUUUACCAGGAAGAAUUUCGAGGAGGGUAACAAAGUGGUGUUGGUGACGAGUGGAGGUACAACAGUACCCUUGGAACAUAAUACAGUGAGAUUUGUGGACAAUUUCAGUGCAGGUACGAGGGGGUCGGUUUCAGCAGAAUACUUCUUGGAGCAUGGCUAUGCAGUUAUUUUUAUGCACAGAGUCAAAUCUUUGGAACCAUUUUCGAGGCAUUUUAUAGGUCAGAAAUUUUUAGACAUGCUUCAAAUAUCGGAUAACAAUGAGAAUCCUGUUAUCACAGUAUUGCCAGAAUAUACACAGAAAGUAGUAACAGUGCUGCGAAAGUAUAAAAAAGCAUUUGAUCAGAAAAAAUUAUUGCAACUCACUUUUACGACUCUCUCCGAAUAUCUUUGGCUGCUACGAUCUGCUUGCCAAGUGCUAGCACCUCUGGAGAAUAAAGCUAUACUAUAUUUAGCAGCAGCAGUGUCAGAUUUCUACAUUCCUUCUAAUGAAAUGUCAAUCCAUAAAAUAUCCUCUAGUGGACCACCAAGUAUAUCUCUUCAUUUAGUACCAAAAAUUUUGGCCCCAUUAGUUAGUUUGUGGGUACCAAAAGCAUUUGUGAUUUCAUUUAAAUUAGAAACCGACGAAAGCUUACUUAUUUCUAAGGCAAGAACUGCCCUCAACAAGUAUCAUCAUAACCUUGUAAUAGCCAACAUGUUGCAAACUAGAAAGCAAGAAGUAAUAAUUGUGAGCAAGGAGACCAACUACGUUUUAUCUCUUACAAAUGAACAAUUAGAUAAGGGCGAGGAAAUUGAACAAUUAAUCGUAAAUGAUCUCGUUGAAAAGCAUAGAAAGUUUAUACAAUCCAAAGAAGUUUGCUGAUCAGCUUAUUUCAAGCUGUAAAAUAUAUAGUCAAUUUUAUAUAUAAAAUAUGCAUUUUGAAAAGAUAAUUUUAUAGACACCACAAUUAGAAAAAUUUUGGUGAUAAUGGGGAUAAUACUCAGGUUCAAUAUACUAUAUUGUAUAUUAUACAUAUACUAUAUCAAUAUGCUAUAUGGUAUAUACAUAUCAGCACUGUAAAUGUACAUAAUUCAGUUAUCAGCACAAAUAUACGAUCACAUUUCUGUACAAAUUAUAAUAAACAGAAUGUCUGAACAAACUUAAAAUUUUUGUUUCAGUAUCCAU
This is a messenger RNA of Solenopsis invicta (red fire ant), 1608 nucleotides long. RefSeq names its product phosphopantothenate--cysteine ligase (gene Ppcs). Bases 367 to 1305 code for a protein of 312 amino acids. Lineage: Eukaryota; Metazoa; Arthropoda; Insecta; Hymenoptera; Formicidae. The transcript has 7 exons. Gene Ontology annotation, molecular function: phosphopantothenate--cysteine ligase activity. The record is from RefSeq and is a predicted model, not a curated record. Gene Ontology annotation, biological process: coenzyme A biosynthetic process. Gene Ontology annotation, cellular component: nucleus; cytoplasm.